Molecule: messenger RNA, 1722 nt
Organism: Lagenorhynchus albirostris (white-beaked dolphin)
Lineage: Eukaryota; Metazoa; Chordata; Mammalia; Artiodactyla; Delphinidae
Product: nucleus accumbens-associated protein 1-like
Biological process (GO): regulation of transcription by RNA polymerase II
Molecular function (GO): DNA-binding transcription factor activity, RNA polymerase II-specific; RNA polymerase II cis-regulatory region sequence-specific DNA binding; protein binding
Source: RefSeq, a predicted model, not a curated record
AUGGCCCAGACGCUGCAGAUGCAGAUCCCGAACUUCGGCCACAGCAUUCUGGAGUGCCUCAAGGAGCAGCGGCUGCAGGGCCCAUACUGUGAUGUCUCGGUGGUGGUCAAGGGCCCUGCCUUCAAGGCCCACCGGGCCGUGCUGGCCGCCAGCAGCUCCUACUUCCGGGGCCUGUCCUACAGCAGCCGGAGUGCGGUGAUGGAGCUGCCGGCGGCUGCACAGCCCCAGUCCUUACAGCAGAGCCUCAGCUUCCGCUACACGGGCCGGCUGAGCAUGAACAUGGGCGACCAGUUCCUGCUCAUGUACACAUCGGGCUUCCUGCAGAUCCAGGAGAUCAUGGAGCAGGGCACAGAGUUCUUCCUCAAGGUGAGCUCACCCCGCUGUGACUCCCAGGGCCUGCACGCCGAGGAGGGCCCCUCGUCCGAGCCUCAGAGCCCUGUGGCGCAGACGUCGAGCUGGCCGGCCUGCGGCACCCCACUGCCCCUCGUGUCUCGCGUCAAGACGGAGCAGCAGGAGUCGGACUCUGUGCAGUGCACGCCCGUGGCCAAGCGGCCGUGGGACAGCAGCCAGAAGGAGGCCGGCGGUGGCUGCAGUGGCAACGGCGGCCGCAAGAUGGCCAAGUUCUCCGCGCCGGACCUGGUCGCCAACCGGCAACCCCAGCAGGCCCAGGCGGUGGCGGCGGCACAGUGCGCCAGAGCGGCUGGGGGCGGGGCGGCAGCGGCAGGCGGAGUGGUGGUGAGUGGUCCCAGCACGUCGGAGCGGACCAGCCCGGGCAUCUCAAGCGCUUACACCAGCGACAGCCGCGGCUCUUACCACGAGGAGAAGGAGGAGGACGCGGGCGAGGAGGGCACAGACGAGCAGUACCGGCAGAUGUGCUAUAUGUCCGCCACGUACCGCAUGAUGAAUGUAGGCCAGACCGCCGAGAAGGUGGAGGAGGCCCUCCCUGAGCAGGUAGCCCCCGAGUCCCGGAAUCACAUCCGAGUGCGGCAAGACCUGGCGUCUCUCCCUGCUGAGCUCAUCAACCAGAUCGGCAGCCGCUGCCACCCCAGGCUCUAUGAUGAGGGUGACCCCUCUGAGAAGCUGGAGCUGGUAACAGGCACCAGCGUGUACGUCACCCGGGCGCAGCUCAUGAACUGCCACGUCAGCGCGGGCACGCGGCACAAGGUGCUGCUGUGGCGCCUCCUGGCCUCCUUCUUUGACCGGAACACGCUGGCCAACAGCUGUGGCACCGGCGUCCGCUCUUCCUGGAACAGCUCCAGCAGCAAACCGCUGGAUGGUCGCGUCCUCCAGGCUGUCAAGUACUACUGCCAGAACUUUGCUCCCAGCUUCAACGAGAGCGAGAUGAACGCCAUCGCAGCCGACAUGUGCACCAACGCCCGCCGUGUGAGGAAGAGCUGGACCCCCAAGGUCCAGCUGCUUAUGGCCGAGGGUGACGCCUACACCACCUUCGUCAGCUACACGGGCAAGAUAGAGCCGGACAAGAGGGGUGUGGAGCACGGCUUCGAGACGGCCAGCCAUGACGGCGAGGCCGGCCCCUCGGCUGAGGAAGCCGUCCAGUACCCCCCCACCGGACUCUCCCGCGGGGCCGUCACACUCCCCCUCCUGUCACACCCGCCCGCCAUCUUGGGGACGAGCUACUGUCUGUCCUUCCCCAGGACCCGCGGGGGGCACUGCAUGCUCCGGCCCCUCUGCCCACCCCCCACCCCCCGUCCCACCCCCUGA